GAAGCAGGAGUGUUUCACAGUACUCCGCACCUCUCCCCCAUCUGUCUCUCUCUCUCUCUCUCUCUCUCUCUCUCUCUCUCUCUCUCUCUCUCUCUCUCUCUCUCUCUCUCUCGGAAAAAAAAAGUGGUAUUAGAUUAUCGCACGAGGAGGAGGAAAAAAGAGAAGAAAAUAAACACAAAGAAGCAAUAAACCAAAAAGGAAAACAAGGCCAGCAUCUUUCCUUCUUUAAUUUGAAUUUCUUUACUUCGUAAUUUUCUUAUCUGGCGCAGUCCUUAUAUAUGCAUUAAUUUCACUAGUACAACAUUAAUGAAGAGGAGGAGGAGGGGGAACAAUCAUAUGCAUUUCAUAGCUAGAACCUUAACUUUCCUUCCUCCUCUCUUUUCUUAUUUAAUCAUUCUUUUCACUAAUAAGGAGAAGGAGCAGAUAAACAUGAAAGUAGGAAGAAUAAUGGCGUUCGGUAAUAAGGAGAGUCUGCUUCCUCCCCUCUUUCUUCACAUUUCAUUCCUCCUUUCCUUAUUUGAUAAUUUCCUUUGCUAACGCAGAAGGAAAAGGAGGAGAAGGAGUUAAACAUGAAAAAAGAAGAAAAAAGAGGCGUGUGUUUUGUCCUUUCUUUCUUUACUUCAUUCUUUCCUCCCCUGCCUGGCGCCUCUCUCUCUCUCUCUUAUAGGUGCGGGCGGUGCUGCCUGUGGAGGAGGGCGCAGCUGUGUACCACUGUGAGGCGCAGCUGGACGGCAGAACCAUUGUGACUCACUGCUUGGAGAAGAACAAGGCAGAGAAGGUGUACAAGGAGGCUUUGAAAGAGGGGAAGACUGCCCUCAUGACACGAGAAGACCCUGACUCAAGCGACAUUCUCACGCUUAACCUCGGCAACUUUCCUGCGGGAACGAGGGCCAAGGUCACCCUUCGUCUGGUGAUGGAGUUGAGGGCUGAGACAGACGGCAUCAUCAGCUUUGUUUUGCCCACAGUACUCAACCCGCGCUACACCCCUGCUGACCACCCUCGCAGGCAAGAUUGGGACUGGAGGUGGGAGGAUCGAGGGGUGUAUGUGACACAGCCUUACUCCAUGGAGGUGAAGGCACAAGUAUGUGGUAACCACCAGAUAUCUCGGAUCGUCUCCCACACUGACCCACUCAACGUGACCCUGACUGAUGAUGCCAUGUCUGCCCAGGUGAGCCAGGACGGAGGGUUCAGCUGCGACCACGACUGGAGCAUGCUUCUUGUACUACAGGAGCGCCUAACGGCCCCACCUGUUGCGGGAGACCGGUGAACGCUCUGCCACUGGGAUCAUGAAGGAUGACCUGCUCAUGCUGAACCUCUUCCCAGAGGUGCCCACCAACACCUACUCCAGCAGGAAUGAGAUUAUCUUUGUCAUCGACCGCUCAGGAAGCAUGCAUGGGGAAAAGAUAGAGAGUGC
Molecule: messenger RNA, 1414 nt
Organism: Scylla paramamosain (green mud crab)
Lineage: Eukaryota; Metazoa; Arthropoda; Malacostraca; Decapoda; Portunidae
Product: von Willebrand factor A domain-containing protein 5A-like
Exons: 6
Coding region: 818-1267 (149 amino acids)
Source: RefSeq, a predicted model, not a curated record